Molecule: messenger RNA, 1529 nt
Organism: Bufo bufo (common toad)
Lineage: Eukaryota; Metazoa; Chordata; Amphibia; Anura; Bufonidae
Product: transmembrane epididymal protein 1A-like
Exons: 1
Coding region: 600-1457 (285 amino acids)
Source: RefSeq, a predicted model, not a curated record
ACCAUUCGGUCCCACAUCACCUGGGCACUUCAGUGAACCGCAGAAAUAUCCAAAGGAGGCUCCUGUGCACCUCACAAGCUUAACAAGAUACUUGUCUGCUCAAGAGUGAAGAUUGCUGCAUAGACACAUCUCUAAGGACUAAUUAUAGAGAGUCUGCUAUAUGUCAAGCAGCAAUCACAGAACGGCAGAUAAAAAAGGAUACAGAGGCACAGUUGCUUAUUGGAGGGGUUUCAAUUCCGUUUAUGGAAUAAAAGAGCUUAUUUGCAUCAAGACACGACUGCUGGGAUUCUUUUCUAAACCAUCAAUUCCAAUACAGACAUUGUGGAUGCCAGGUGGGUUUUGGAAACUCAUUUGACUCCUCUACCUGCUAAAUUUUGAUACUAAUCCAGAAUCUCUACUCUGUGUCAUGUUCAAAAACUUCAAACUCCCGUGACUUCUUGCCCUUUCAGAUUCACAUUCUUUCAUGCACAUACCCCAGUGAGUUUUGUCUGUAACCUAACCUUUCAUUGAAUGACUUUUAACACUGAAGAACUGAGAAACACAAGAACCGUGUGACCCAUUUCUUACAUUUUGUACAGUGAUUGCCUUCACAUUUUAUAAUGGGGACUUUUAUUGGACACAUUUCUCCUGGACUAGCUUUUUUAUCUUUUGGACUUUUGUAUGCUGUCCGCUACUCCUGGAUGGUGUUAAAUGGAUGUCGGGUUCAAUAUGGUCCUCGCACCAACACAAACAAAAAAUGCUGGAAGUCAUUGCCUAUAGAAGCAGUAAUGAAGUUAGUUUAUGGCUUUAUGGCUGUUUUAGCUGAGUUUUUCUUUCCUCUGGGAGUCCAGAAAUUACGCUUUUUCCGAUCAGAUGAUCCAGAAUAUCGCUUUCAACACCCAAGUGAAUGGCAACAUGCUACCAUGUAUGGAUACUUCUGCCUAAGUGGGGUAUUAGAUAUUGUGAGUCAGUCAUGUCUCCAGAAACGUUGUCCAUUGCUUGAACACACUGGAACAACUGCUGCUUUUUUCAUUACAACGUUGCUCCUCAAGUUCCAUGGUCACGGAAAAGAGGCAGUGGAAGUACAAGUCCACCAUCUUCUACUUCUCACUACUGCUGUGACUUGUCUGAUAAUGAUUGUGGAAAUCUGGCAGCCAAACCACCCUCGACUUUGGUUUACAAAAGCCUGGCUAGUGACUGUGCAAGGAACAUGGUUGCUUCAUGCUGCCUUUAUUUUAUAUCGUCCACCAACAGGACAUGCUUGGGACUCGGGAGACCCUGCUAAUCUCAUGUUUCUCACCACCUUUUACUGUUGGCACCUGGCUCUGGAUGCAGGGCUAAUAGGUGUACUGUUUUGGAUAACUCUUAUCGUGCACAGGCGGUGGGGUAACAGAUUAGGAAGGGAUUGUUACCAGCUAGCUGGGGAUAAAGCAGAACUGGCAAAGCUCACUGGAGAGGAGGGAGAUGAGGAAUUGUAAUUUGAUUAUUAAUAUAUUCAUUAUCCAAUCAAUAUAUCAUAGUGUGAUUUUAAUACAUUUGCUUUACAAUAA